GGCCGUGGUCUAGUAAUUCUAUGUUUACAUGAUAAGCAUGUUCAUUAUGACAUACUAAAUGAUCAUUUUUUAACAUGCUCACUUUUAAAUACUAAAUGUUUAUGUUUUUUUUUUUUUUUUUUUUUUUUACGUGUUCAUAUUUUUUUUUACUAAUUGGUCAUUUAUAAAUUAUAAUGUGGUGCAACUAAGGCUUGUUACAAAUAGAACAAUUAUUUUGAAAACGAAGGAAGUAUUUACACAAUAAAGGUUACAGCCCCUAUCAAAUAAUUUAGUAGCUUAAAAGUAAGCAGUUUAAUAAUAUUUGGUGGUUUCCAAUCUACCAAACCUAACAUUUGCUGUAGAUUUACAAAUCGACAUUAUACGCAGACUCUGUGCUCGAACACUCUAGCCUGUAAAUCAAUUAAAUUGUUGAUAAAUAGCAGCGGCCAACUGCCAACGGCCCAAUACAUUAAACACUAUGUAGAACUGUAGAAUCCCAUAUAUAAUAAUCACUGAAAUUAAUCACACGAUCUGCAGCAACAAUCAAUUUCAAUUAUGUUGGCGGCACUUACUACUUGCACGGCCGUGAAUGUGCCGCUGACACCGCCCAAGGCUACUCGCCUCCAAAAUCUCCGUCCAAUUUCGCCGCACUUUCCAUGUUUAUCUCAGCCGUUCGACUUCAAUUGUCGACGCCAUAAUCAGCGCGCAAUUCCUCUUGCAUGUGCUACCAAUGCACCUGCAUUUGAUGUCAGAGAUGACAGAGGAGCGAUUGAGUUUUUUGAGAUUGAGAUGAAAGUACGUGACUAUGAGUUGGAUCAAUUUGGUGUUGUUAACAAUGCUAGGUAUGCGAAUUAUAUCGAACAUGCACGUCACGAGCUUUUGGAAAGUAUUGGUCUAAGUGCUAGUUCUGUUGCUCACAGUGGUGAUUCACUUGCAUUGUCAGAAUUGACUCUCAAAUUUCUCGCGCCUCUUAGGAGUGGAGACAAGUUUGUUGUGAAAGUGAGGGUCUCAGACUACUCUGCUGUUCGCUUCUUCUUUGAGCAUUACAUUUAUAAGUUACCAAAUCAAGAGCCUAUCCUUGAAGCUAAGGGAACUGCAGUUUGGCUUAACAAAUAUUUUCGCCCAAUCCGUAUUCCUCCUGAAUCAAAAGUCAAGUUCCUUAAUUAUAUGAGGAAUGGGGUCUCAGCUUGACUGUACAAACCCUCCUGUUUCCUUUUUAUUUAUUAGCUUUUUCUUAUUUUUAGUUUUUGGGUCGGAUGAGCCUCAAGAGCAAUACAAUUACGAGGGGGGGGGGUUGAUUUACUGUUUCCAUUGAGUACAUUAAAAUGACCCUUUGUUCAGUUAAGUGUUGGUAUAAUGUCAAUUAUUUGUAUUCUAGAAUA
Molecule: messenger RNA, 1361 nt
Organism: Chenopodium quinoa (quinoa)
Lineage: Eukaryota; Viridiplantae; Streptophyta; Magnoliopsida; Caryophyllales; Amaranthaceae
Product: acyl-acyl carrier protein thioesterase ATL3, chloroplastic-like
Exons: 5
Coding region: 535-1170 (211 amino acids)
Cellular component (GO): chloroplast
Molecular function (GO): fatty acyl-[ACP] hydrolase activity
Source: RefSeq, a predicted model, not a curated record